AUGCUUGCCGGGGUCGGUCGGUCGCCUGCCCGCCCGCCCGCCGGCCGCUCGACGGCCUCGGCCCGGCUACCGCCGUCCGGCGCUGCUGCUGCCGCCGCCGCCGCAGCCUCCUCCUCCUGCCGCCACUCCUGCCGCCACGCGCAGCCGCAUCGGCAUCCUCCUCGCCCGCCUCGCCGCCCCGGCCCCUUCGCCGCCGCGUCCGCUCCCUCUGCCGCCUCCCACCACACUGAGCCCGAGACGCCGCCCCGAGCGCAGCAAAGGGCCUCGCCCGAACUUGCUGGCUGGCUGGGGGCCGCGGAGGAGAAACCCGGCUCGGAGGCCGACGGGCCCGCCCUCCCUUUUCUGCCGCGCCACUGCCCGGCGCCCCCUGGGAGCCUCCCGGCCGCCGAUUGGGCGGAGGCUGCGAAGGCAGAAGCGCCGCCGCCGCCGACCAAGCCGCUCCUCCUCUGCCUGCUGCUGCGGGCCCCGCCGCGCGCCGCUGCCGCCUCCCUCUUGCUGCUGCCGCCGCCGGAGCCCGAGCCGCCGCCGCUGCAGCUCCCCGCACUGGCGGCUCCCCCGCCGCCGCCGCCGCCAGCCAGGAGCAGCGGGAGAAGGACGGAGAGAGAGAGGGAGAGGGAGAGCAGCCGCCGCCGCCGCCGCGGGAGAGGCAGCGCCGGGGCCAAGGCCGGGCUGCUGCCGCCUCCGCCGCCGCCGCCUGCUCCUGGGCCGGGGCGCCGGGGCUUGGCCUGGGGAGCAGCAGCGGCGGCGGCAGCAGCAGCAGCGGCGGCAGCUCUGAGGCCAGCCGGGGCCCCGCCGUUGCUGCUCCGCCGCCGCCGCCUUCCCGGCUCCCCCCGCCGCCAUUGGGCGAAUAGCCAGUAAAUACGU
This is a messenger RNA of Hemicordylus capensis (graceful crag lizard), 864 nucleotides long. Its product is annotated as sterile alpha motif domain-containing protein 1-like. The transcript is spliced from 2 exons. NCBI's taxonomy places the organism in Eukaryota, Metazoa, Chordata, Lepidosauria, Squamata, Cordylidae. The record is from RefSeq and is a predicted model, not a curated record. Bases 1 to 858 code for a protein of 285 amino acids.